UUGAUACAAACAAGUGAUUACAACAAUAACAUUUUACAUGAAUAUUGCCAUAGUUUACUUUAAUAACCUUAUUUAUUGUGAUAUAAAAAUACGACCUGCUAUUUUAUGUUAGUUUCACUUCACUGUUGCCCAAUGAUUUCUAGCAUAUGCACCUGGUGGCGAUACCGGCAGUGGUAGUGCCCAAGGAUGGCAGCCGCUGUAGGUGUAAAUAAGCAAGGAGCUGCGGCAGGAAUGGAGGGGUGCAGCCGCUACAGUCGGACCACUGCAGGCGGCACGGUCAAGGUACUGGAAUGUGGAGUGUGUGAAGAUGUGUUUUCUCUGCAAGGUGACAAAGUCCCUCGGCUGCUGCUGUGUGGUCACACCGUGUGCCACGACUGUCUCACUCGCCUUCCACUGCAUGGCAGAGCUAUCCGCUGCCCUUUUGACAGACAAGUCACAGAAUUAGGGGACUCCGGAGUUUGGGGACUGAAGAAGAACUUUGCACUCCUGGAGCUUCUAGAGAGACUGCAGAAUGGAGCCUCUAACCAGUCCGGCUCGUCUGAGGACACUUUAGGAGGAUCUGGAGAGCAUAUUAUCCGCUGUGAUGAAGACGAGAACCACAUUGCAUCCAUGUACUGCACUGUUUGUGCCACACAUCUGUGCAGAGACUGCUCUCAGCUCACACACUCCACUCGGACCUUAGCCAAGCAUAGACGGGUUCCUCUGGCUGACAAGCCCCAUGAAAAAACACUUUGUCUCCAGCAUCAGGUUCACGCCAUUGAGUUUGUGUGCCUGGAAGAACCUUGUCAUGCCUGUUCUCUCAUGUGCUGUGUGUGCAAAGAGUAUGGGAAACAUCAGGGGCACAAGCAUGCUGUUUUGGAAGCUGAAGCGAAUCAGAUCCGGGCUUCGAUUCUGGACAUGGCACACUGCAUUCGAACAUUCACUGACGAGAUCUCUGAGUAUUCCAGGAAACUUGUUGGCAUAGUGCACCAGAUCGAGGGAGGGGAGCACAUUGUGGAAGACAGCAUUGGAAUGGCUCACACAGAGCAUGUUCCAGGCACGGCUGAGAGUGCCCGCUCUUGUGUAAGAGCAUAUUUUGCUGAUUUACAUGAAACGUUGUGCCGUCAGGAGGAGAUGGCGCUCAGUGUUGUCGACGUACACGUGAGAGAGAAGCUCAUCUGGCUCCGGCAGCAGCAGGAAGACAUGACCAUUCUGUUAUCGCAGGUCUCCACUGCCUGCCUGCAUUGUGAGAAAACACUGCAACAGGAUGAUUGCCGUGUUGUGUUAGCCAAACAGGAGAUAACAAGACUACUAGAAACUCUUCAAAAGCAGCAGCAGCAGUUCACAGAGCUUGCAGAUCACAUCCAGUUAGACGCCAGCAUUCCCGUCACUUUCACAAAGGAUAACCGGGUUCACAUUGGCCCAAAGAUGGAGAUUCGAGUUGUAACCUUGGGGCUGGACGGGGCAGGAAAAACCACCAUUCUGUUUAAAUUAAAACAAGAUGAGUUCAUGCAACCAAUUCCUACGAUAGGUUUUAAUGUGGAGACAGUAGAGUACAAAAACCUGAAGUUUACCAUUUGGGAUGUUGGAGGUAAACACAAGCUGAGGCCUCUCUGGAAGCAUUAUUACCUUAAUACACAAGCGGUAGUGUUUGUGAUUGACAGCAGCCACAGGGACAGAUUGAUGGAGUCACACAGCGAGCUGGCAAAGCUGCUAACAGAAAAGGAGCUCAGAGAUGCACUUCUGCUGAUCUUUGCUAACAAACAGGAUGUGGCUGGGGCUCUCUCAGUGGAAGAAAUUACUGAGUUGCUGAGCUUGCACAAGCUGUGCUGUGGCCGCAGCUGGCAUAUUCAAGGCUGUGACGCUCGGAGUGGGAUGGGGCUGCAUGAAGGGCUGGACUGGCUGUCAAGACAACUGGUGGCGGCAGGGGUGCUGGAUGUAGCUUAGACUCAUACAAGGAAAAAAAAGACUUAACUUGACAGCCCUCCUUCAGUUCUGUUUAUUUUAGUUUCCUUGUGAUGUGAUUUAAUGUUUUAUUGUACAUAGCAGCUAACUGUGAUUUCCUUUGCAUUUUUUUAGGUGACCUAGUGGUUUGUAAAAAUACUUACCACACGAUUCACAAAACAAUGUGACUGAGAUUUUUUUGUUGUUGUUGUAUCGGGCAAAGGGUCUGUUUUACCAUGUGGUUGGAUUGCAUGAAUUUACACUCUCCCUUUAACUUUGUUUCUACUGAACAAUGUACAGUCCAAAUUAUGCUCCAACAAAUUAGCUGGCAAAGGCAGCUCUUGAGGUACCUAAUAUUUUGCAGCUACAGAUAUUUGAUAUUUUUAAGGGAUGUUUUUCCCACAGCUGUUUGUUAGAUUAAAGGGGUUGACUUGUUGGGAAACACGUUGAAGAAGCAUCCCGUAAUAGAUAAAGAUUAGAACUGUAACAAACUCGGAAGCUACUGUAGCAUACAUGGAACCUGGCUUUACCCCGGAGGAAUGCACUGGCAAACGUAGCCGAGUAUAUGCUUAGACAUUAGUUAUGGAAUGUGUAGUUUAAAUAAUAGACAUAAACUGCUUUUUUUGUAUAUAGUUUAUUUUUUAAAUCCCAGGUCAAAGUUAAGGUGUAAGCCUUUUGUCUUGGGUACAUUUUUAUUUCACCUCCUGUUUUGAGUAGCUAACUGCGUUCGUUGGAAACACAAAUCUGUUACUUUUGAGCAUGAUCAUUUUUUGCCUUUAAAUAAUGAUUUUUGUCUUGAGGGUAAGACAAUGUAGAAAUACAAACGGAUAGUAUGAUGCUAUGGAUCUUGAGAUUCAUAGUCUGAACAGUUCAGUUGCAGACGGAUGGUCAAUAACGUGUAUAGAUCUGUGUGACUUUAUGGCUGUAUUUACAGCUUUGUUUUAGGAUAUACUGCUAUGUUUGGGCACCUGCUUUGAAUGGGAAUAGUGCACUUGUAGUUUGAUAGCUAUUGUUUGUACUCAACAUGGUUUACAAGAUAGUCAUGUAUUGGAUUUAUUUCUGAAAUAAUUGGUUUUACCUUGCAAACAGCAUUUACAGUACCAACCAUUAUUUAUCUCAAAAAUAUAUAUAAAUGUAAGAAUUAAAACUGCAGUCCUCACCCAGCCUCAUUGCUUAGUACGGUUUAAUUGUAGCCAUUAAAAGCAUGUUUGCAUUAUCUUCGAUGCUAACAUUUAUUGCUGGGAUGUAAUGGAAUGCAUUUAAAAAUACAUGGCAUUGUUCUGUAACCGUGUAGGAGCACAGUACACAUUUGACCUACAGUAUUUGUAAGUUAAUAAACUGCUUUUCUAUCAGCAUACACAAGUAAUGUGAAUCAGGAUUUUAUGCUAUUCAAUAAACAAUGUUUUUUUGCAGGUAUGUGGAGAGCUUUUGCACAUUUUAACCAUUAAUGUUUCCUAACUAUUAAAUAUGAACUAAAGACUUAAUGUACUGUAAAAUGUGAUGUAGUCAGACCCCCUCCCCCAACCCAAAAUAAAUAGCAUAUGUUUAACACAA
Messenger RNA from Acipenser ruthenus (sterlet), 3477 nucleotides. RefSeq names its product E3 ubiquitin-protein ligase TRIM23. Gene Ontology annotation, biological process: intracellular protein transport; vesicle-mediated transport. The record is from RefSeq and is a predicted model, not a curated record. The transcript is spliced from 11 exons. Gene Ontology annotation, cellular component: plasma membrane; lysosomal membrane; cytoplasm. Gene Ontology annotation, molecular function: zinc ion binding; GTPase activity; GTP binding. NCBI's taxonomy places the organism in Eukaryota, Metazoa, Chordata, Actinopteri, Acipenseriformes, Acipenseridae. The coding region runs from base 187 to 1926 and encodes 579 amino acids.